AUUUUAUGUUAACAUUCAAUACUUGUCUCUUUCUCUCUCUUUCUAAUAUGGUAUCAGAGCUCUAGCUCGAUCCAUCAAUGGCGAUCACAGAUACCACAUCGAACUCUUCCUCUGCUACUGCAACUUCCACAAAUUCCACAUCUCUAGUAACAUUCGCACAUCCACUUCCACUUAAGCUUGAUGUUAACAACUUUAUCUUCUGGAAACAUCAUGUAGAAUCUAUUGUUCGAGCACACAAACUCCUUCGGUUCAUUUUCAAACCAUAAAUUCCAAAGCAAUUCAUCUCCAACGAAGACGAAGCAACAGGAAUGAUGAACAAAGCGUAUGUUGUCUCGGAGCAACAAUAUCAAAUGAUGUUCUGGUGGUUACUUGUGUCGCUAUCAGAACUACUUCACGCUCGUGUUAUCCAUUCCAAACAUUCAUAUGAGCUAUGGAGUGCGAUCAACACCUUCUUCCAAUCAAGCAUCCUCGCAAAAGCCAGACAAUUAAAAUCCGAGCUAUACAACAUUGCGAAAGGUGAUCGUUCCAUCUCUGAAUAUCUCGUUCGCAUUCAAACAAUUGCUGACAAUCUUUUGUCAAUUGGAGAACCAAUAUCCCCUAAGGAUCAUAUUAAUGUGAUCCUCGAAGGCUUACAUGAAGAAUAUGAAUCUCUGGCCUCAUCAAUAUCCUCUCGUAGUAUUCUCGAUCCUCCAACUUUGUCUGAAGUUGAAUCUCUUUUGUCUGCCAAAGAGAUGCGACUGCAAAAACUUCAUGAAUCAUCUCAACAGAAUCUUCUGUCUGCAAAUGUUGCUCGUUUGAUAUUUGAGCUCUAAAUACUCGUUCAACCGAUGAAAAUAUCUCUGACAAUGCUUCAAUUCAAGUUGUUCAAUUCAAC
Cuscuta europaea is the source of this 874-nucleotide messenger RNA. Lineage: Eukaryota; Viridiplantae; Streptophyta; Magnoliopsida; Solanales; Convolvulaceae. The record is from the annotation of a GenBank genome assembly.